Folsomia candida is the source of this 1516-nucleotide messenger RNA. RefSeq lists its product as uncharacterized. The transcript has 6 exons. The record is from RefSeq and is a predicted model, not a curated record. Gene Ontology annotation, biological process: sensory perception of chemical stimulus. The coding region runs from base 52 to 1365 and encodes 437 amino acids. Lineage: Eukaryota; Metazoa; Arthropoda; Collembola; Entomobryomorpha; Isotomidae.
UUCACGAGGAGAAAGUUGACCCAUAUUUGCAUCAAGUGUAACACAAAAAUCAUGACGGGCAAUAAAAAAAUUCUGACGGAAGAAUCUAUCGAAUCGUUUCGAAAUUUCGAAAAUUUAAAACAAGUCAAUAUAUUAGAGAGUAGUCCAAACUGUGGUUCGGCAUUUUAUUUUCUCACACCGCUGCUGAAAUAUGGGAAAUUUUCAUGCGCAUUUUCAUAUGGUCUUCGUUCCUCCUUCACUGGCAAAGUUUUAGAAUAUUCUACAAAACAGUUAAGGAUUUUGGGGAUUUUGAGUGGAAUAUUGUACGUCAUAAUGUGUCUCCACAUUGCCGUCGGCGUAGUAAAAUGGGACUUUCACGUCUCAUUCUCCGCCUUGGUGAACAUGAUCAAACGAGUGACCUAUGGGAUUUUCGUGGUCAAACUGAUCGCAACUUAUUACUGUAUGCAACGGCGUGGGAGGAAGAUGGGGUUGUGGGUGAAAAUUUUCAAACAGGCGGAUUUGAUUGAGAGACAAUUUGCAAAUUUUGGAAUAUAUUUACCUUCGAGGAGGACGGCUCGAGUUAUAGGAAUUGGAAUCUGCUCCUUAUCCAUUGUACUUACGUUGGUUCACGUAAUGGUUUUCUCAUUUGCUGUAGAUUUUAAAAAUUAUUCAUGGUAUGAUCGGUACACGGCGAAAAUUAUGAAUACAUUUACCCUUGGAUUCUGGAGUCUGGACUUGUUACACGAAAUUCCGUAUGAACUAAACUUAAUAAUGGGAACGAUUGGACUUGGUUUGGAAAUAUUUUGCUGGAAUUUGUGGUAUUUUGUGGACACAUUCCGAGUUUUGACUGCAUUAGUUGUGUGGAUUGUGUUUCAAACUCUUAACCGAGCUCUGAACACUGGGAAAUUGCGUGUUGAAAAUUUGCCAGAGAUAAUCGAGCUGCAUUUCAACGGGACAAAACUGUUGAAUCUGUUCAAUCAAUUGAUGGGUCCGAUCACCUUCACCUCGUCAGUAUUCAACAUUCUGUAUGCCUGCUUCUGGACAAAUUACUGCUUAAUUCAGGUCAAAUUCCACUUAAAAUACAUUGUCGCAAUCAUGACGUGUUUACGAAUGCUGGUGGUCUUUUACCUCGUGGCGGACGUGAAUAGCCAGGCAUAUCAGAUCACGACCUGGAUGGAAAACCAUUUCACGGAUAUGGAUAAAGUUCCGAAAAAAGUGGACAAAACCAAGUUGACCAUGUUCAUGUCGUUGAUUUACAGCAGAGAAUCGAUUGGAUUUAAAGGAUCUAAUUUUUUCACGUGUACACCAGCCCUAAACAUUGCGAUUGGAGGUCUGAUCUUAACAUACACUGUCAUCGUGAAUCAAGUUGCAACACAGACGCAAUAACGCCUUUGUUCCUGCCAUCUUAUGUAUUUUUCUUAUUCAACUUUACGUCACCACAAAUACAAUAUACUAUACAUAGUAAUUAAGAAAAUUAAGAAUUCUGCGUAAUUAAUACCACUUAAUGUAAUGUCAAUAAAAUAUAAAUUUUCUGCAA